Messenger RNA from Aegilops tauschii subsp. strangulata, 1421 nucleotides. Its product is annotated as aspartate carbamoyltransferase, chloroplastic. The record is from RefSeq and is a predicted model, not a curated record. Gene Ontology annotation, biological process: 'de novo' pyrimidine nucleobase biosynthetic process; amino acid metabolic process. Gene Ontology annotation, molecular function: aspartate carbamoyltransferase activity; amino acid binding. Lineage: Eukaryota; Viridiplantae; Streptophyta; Magnoliopsida; Poales; Poaceae.
ACUCCCCCAUGGCGGUCGUCCAAAAAGUCAGGCGGAAAGCAAACCAAAGCAAACCUCCCCCGACUCCUAAAACCUUAAACCCUAGCUCCGGUCACUCCCCCAUGGCGGCCGUCCGGGUCAUCCUCCCUCAUCCCCACCUCCCCAUCCCCUCGUGGAGACCCCAGCUCAAGCCCUCCUCAUCCUAUCCCCGCCGCGCGGUCGCCGCCCCAGCUUCGCUGUCUCCGUCGCCCCUCACGGCUUCCCUGCAACUCGGAGAUGUGAUCGAGGCGCAGCAGUUCGAUCGGCAGGUGCUUAAUGAGAUCUUUGAGGUGGCGCGGGAGAUGGAGGCCGUGGAGCGCGGCUCCCACGGGUUCCGGAGCCGCGUCCUUGAGGGGUACCUCAUGGCCACGCUCUUCUACGAGCCCUCCACUCGCACGCGCCUCUCCUUCGAGGCCGCCAUGCGCCGUCUUGGCGGAGAGGUGCUCACCACCGAGAACGCUCGCGAGUUCUCGUCCGCUGCCAAGGGCGAGACCCUAGAAGAUACCAUAAGAACCGUUGAAGGUUAUUCUGAUAUUAUCGUUCUGAGACAUUUUGAAAGUGGAGCUGCCAGAAGAGCAGCGGCUACUGCAGAAAUUCCGGUUAUUAAUGCAGGUGAUGGGCCAGGGCAACAUCCUACUCAGGCUCUGUUGGAUGUAUAUACAAUAAAGAGAGAAAUUGGUAGGCUAGAUGGAAUCAAACUUGGUUUGGUUGGAGACCUUGCCAAUGGGAGAACUGUUCGUUCUCUGGCCUAUUUGAUCGCUAAGUACCAGAACAUUAAGAUAUACUUCGUAUCUCCAGAUGUUGUAAAAAUGAAGGAUGAUAUUAAGGAGUACUUAACUUCACAAGGUGUUGAAUGGGAAGAAAGUUCAGAUUUAUUGGAUGUGGCAUCCAGGUGUGAUGUAAUUUAUCAAACACGCAUUCAAAAAGAAAGAUUCGGAGAGAGGAUCGAUCACUAUGAGGCUGCUCGUGGGAAAUAUAUUGUGGAUAAGAAGGUUUUAGGUGUGCUGCCAAAGCAUGCUGUUAUCAUGCAUCCCCUUCCAAGGCUGGAUGAGAUCACAGUGGAUGUUGAUAGUGAUCCAAGGGCUGCAUAUUUUAGGCAGGCUAAGAAUGGCCUCUACAUAAGGAUGGCACUGCUCAAACUUCUGCUUGUUGGCCAUUGACAUUCUUUUUCCUGGUGCGUGAGCUUUGUGAUGUCAAAGGAUCAGAAAUGUAGUCUUAUCGUUGGCUCCAAGUUCAACUGUUCGGUGCUGUGCAAGGUAUAAGAAAGUUGGAUCCUUGCAAGAAUAAAGCAAUGAUUGUAUGAUAAAUGCUCCAUAGGAAUAUUUUCUGUUAUUAUGUGGAACAUCCUUUUCCUCAGGAUGGAAUGCAAUGUUGGAAAAGAAAAUUCUAUUUUACCUACGAAA